Molecule: messenger RNA, 2370 nt
Organism: Lathyrus oleraceus (garden pea)
Lineage: Eukaryota; Viridiplantae; Streptophyta; Magnoliopsida; Fabales; Fabaceae
Product: polygalacturonase non-catalytic subunit AroGP3
Exons: 2
Coding region: 87-1997 (636 amino acids)
Source: RefSeq, a predicted model, not a curated record
UUGUGCUUUAUCUUCUUACUCGUCUAUAAAUAGCUCAAUUCAACUCUAAUAUAUAUUCGACAACAAAACAAACAUAACAAAGAGAAAUGACAUAUAGAAUUGUUCGGUCUAUCCUUCAUUUUCUCAUAUUCUUAUUGAUGAAUGGUCAUGGAAACUUUGCAAGAGACACAAAACUUCUGCAAGAGAAUGUAGAAGAAAAACAAGUUGACCAGCCUUACCUUGAUGGAUGGCUAAAAAAACCACUAAAGAACCAAAAACGCAUCCCUGACUCCAACGAAGUUUACCAUGAUGGCUGGUUGAAAGAUAACCGAGGCGAGAAAGAGAAAACCAAUCUUGACUCGAACCAAGUUUAUCUUGACGGAUGGUUGAAAGAUACCCGAACCGAGAAAGAAAAAGUCAGCCAUGACUCCAAACAAGUUUAUCUUGAUGGAUGGUUGAAAGAUACCAGAGUUGAGAAAGCUAAAGGCAACCCUGACUCCAAACAAGUUUACCUUGAUGGAUGGUUGAAAGAUAUCCGGGCUGAGAAAGCACAAGUCAACCCUGACACCAACCAAGUUUACCUUGAUGGAUGGUUAAAAGACACCCGAGAUGAGAAAGAAAAGGUCAACCCUAACUCCAACCAAGCUUAUCUUGAUGGAUGGUUGAAAGAUAUUCGGACUGAGAAAGCAAAAUCCACCCUUGACACCAACCAAGUUUACCUUGAUGGAUGGUUAAAAGAUGGUCGAGCUAAGAAAGUAAAAUUCACCCCUGACACAAACCAAGUUUAUCUUGAUGGAUGGUUGAAAGAUUCUCGAACCGAGAAAGCAAAAUCCACCCCUGACUCAAAUCAAAUUUACCUUGAUGGAUGGUUUAAAGAUAACCGAGGUGAUAAAUCAAAAUCCACCCCUGACACCAACCAAGUUUACCUUGAUGGAUGGUUGAAAGAUUUCCGAGUUGAGAAAGAAAAAUCCACUCCUAACGAAGUUUACCUUGAUGGAUGGUUGAAAGAUACCCGAGAUCAGAAAGAAAAAUCAACCACCAACUCAAACCAAGUUUACCUUGAUGGAUGGUUGAAAAAUACACAAGCUGAGAAAGAAAAAGUCACUCCUAACUCCAACAAAGUUUACCUUGAUGGAUGGUUGAAAGAUACCAAGGAUCAAAAGAAAAAGACAACCCGUAAUUUCAAUCCAGCUUACCUUGACGGCUGGUUAAAAGAUAGCCACGUUGAUAAAGCAAAAUUCACCCCCAAUUCCAAGCAAGCUUACCUUGAUGGUUUGUUGAAAGACUCACAUGCAGAAUCAAAUGGAAAACUAUCUUCAAAAGUUGACCAUACAGAAGCAUUCAAGGUAGCUUUUUUCAGUCUAGAUGAUCUUUAUGUAGGCAAUGUAAUGACCUUGCAAUUUCCUAUCAGAGAAUAUGCUCCGUUAUUGCCAAGAAAAGUUGCAGAUGACAUUCCUUUUUCCAAAUCACAAAUUCCAAGCCUUCUUCAACUAUUCUCGUUCACCAAGGAUUCUCCUCAAGGUGAAGACAUGAAAGACAUAAUUAAUCAGUGUGAGUUUGAACCCACUAAAGGGGAGACCAAGGCUUGUCCUACUUCUUUAGAGUCUAUGGUUGAAUUUGUUCAUAGUGUUAUUGGUACCGAGACUAAGUUUAACAUUCACUCAACUAGCUAUCCCACAACAUCAGGUGCACGUUUGCAAAACUACACUGUUUUGGAUAUCUCAAAGGAUAUUUAUGCUCCGAAAUGGGUAGCAUGUCACCCUAGACCUUACCCAUAUGCUCUUUACUAUUGCCACUACCUAGACAUAGGGAGUAAGAUCUUCAAAGUUCUUCUAAAGGGUGAAUAUGGAGACAUAAUGGAUGCUUUGGGAAUUUGCCACCUAGACACAUCUGACAUGAAUCCUAAUCAUUUUAUAUUUGAACUACUUGGAAUGAAGCCUGGGGAAGCUCCAUUGUGCCAUUUCUUCCCUGUUAAGCAUGUUCUAUGGGUACCAGCCCCACCAGAUGUAACCAAAUGAACAAAAGGAAACUAGUUCAUAUGUGUUAAUCGGUGUCGAAACUAGUUCAUAUCUGUUAGUCGGUGUCAGUGUCAUUCCCAAAACUUUUCAUGUUGUUAUUGUGUUUUUAAUGUCUGUGUACUGUAAGGUCUUGUUUCUAUGAACUAGAUAAUUGUGUUUUAAAAUAAACCUCAAUUUAAUCCGUUAAAGAUUGAGUUGAAGUAUCCUUAGUCUUUUAAACUUAGGUAGUUAUUUGGUAGACCUCUAAGUAACUCUAAGAAAGGAGUUUAGAAAAAUUCUCCUAAUGUUAGUAUGUGUGAUUUAUGUGUUAGCCUCUAUAUUGUAAUUUUGUUUGUAUUGAUGAAUAUCCGAACUUGUCCCACUUAUAUUUUAA